This is a messenger RNA of Sphaerodactylus townsendi, 1305 nucleotides long. Its product is annotated as ADP-ribosyl cyclase/cyclic ADP-ribose hydrolase 1-like. Gene Ontology annotation, biological process: positive regulation of B cell proliferation. Lineage: Eukaryota; Metazoa; Chordata; Lepidosauria; Squamata; Sphaerodactylidae. The record is from RefSeq and is a predicted model, not a curated record. Gene Ontology annotation, molecular function: NAD+ nucleosidase activity; phosphorus-oxygen lyase activity. Gene Ontology annotation, cellular component: plasma membrane.
CCAGGGACCAAGGGAACUGAAGCCGCAGCUGUGCCUGCUUUUCAGAGAUCACCCCUCAAGAUGCCCUUCCAAAAUAGCUCUCCCAGGACGCAGUGUCCCAAACUCAGUCUGGUCAUAGCGGGGGUCAUGGUUCUGCUGAUCGUGGCCAUGGUGGUGAUACUAGUGGUUGUUGUGAUGAAUCCAGAAAAGAAAAGGACCACCGGCACAGGAUUAUCUCAGUGGAAAGGCAAGGGAACCACUCAAAACCUGCAAGAAAUCGUCCUGGGGAGAUGUUAUAACUAUAUCAUGACCAUGAAUCCUGAGCUCAGUGGCGGCAAGGACUGCCAUAAAAUCUGGGAACUGUUGCAGAGAGCAAUUAUGUACAAGGAUCCGUGCAGUACGAGAGAGGAAGAUUAUCAACCUUUAAUGGACUUGGCAAGUCAUUCCAUCCCAUGUAACAAGUCACUGUUUUGGAGCAAGACCAAUAACCUUGUACAUCGUUACACAAAAGCUAAUCAGGAUGUCUUGACACUCGAGGAUACCCUGCUGGGCUACAUAGCGGAUGGGAUGUCAUGGUGCGGAAGCAACAGUGAGCCAGGAAUUGACUACAACUCUUGCCCAAAAUGGAACGAAUGUGAGAGCAACCCCAGUUCAGUAUACUGGAAAAUGGCAUCCAGGAUGUUUGCAGAAGCCGCGUGUGGUACAGUCCGCAUGCUCAAUGGGUCAGUUGAAAACGGUGCGUUCAGAAAUGACAGCAUUUUUGGAAGUGUUGAAAUACUUUACUUAAAUCCAGAAAAAGUCUCCACAGUACAAGUUUGGCUUAUGCAGGACAUUGAGGGAAAUCAAAGCGAAUCUUGCACAGGGCCAUCUAUAAAAAUGCUGAAAAGCUUCCUAGAAAACCGAAAGAUCAACGUCACUUGCAAAGAGAAUUAUAGGCCAGUGCAGUUGCUUCAAUGUGCCACCAAUCCUGACCAUGACACCUGCAGACUUUGUCCCUAAAAGUGAAAAUGGGGUGCCUUACACUAUACUUUGUUCUAUGCCAAAAGUUCUAUGUCAAAAACAUGAGGAGGAAAGUUCCUGACUUUGGAGAAAGAAAACGCCCAACUAUGGAAAGAGGUUGAAGCAGAGGCGUAGCUGGGCCAAACUGUGCCUGGUGCCUGAAGAACUAUACUUCCCAGGAGACCUUGUGGGCCCCAAGGUCUCCUGGGAACUGUAGUUCCUCAGGCCGUUUUGGAGCCUGAACUGUAAAUAGGCUGCUUUUUUCAGCCUGAAAAAGUACUAGAAAAAGAAAAGGAACAUAGGUAAGUGUAGGAAGGGGGCGUGGGC